Ochotona curzoniae (black-lipped pika) is the source of this 974-nucleotide messenger RNA. RefSeq names its product refilin A (gene RFLNA). Bases 1 to 576 code for a protein of 191 amino acids. Gene Ontology annotation, biological process: negative regulation of chondrocyte development; negative regulation of bone mineralization involved in bone maturation; skeletal system morphogenesis. Gene Ontology annotation, molecular function: filamin binding. Gene Ontology annotation, cellular component: actin filament bundle. The transcript is spliced from 3 exons. The record is from RefSeq and is a predicted model, not a curated record. NCBI's taxonomy places the organism in Eukaryota, Metazoa, Chordata, Mammalia, Lagomorpha, Ochotonidae.
AUGGUGGGCCACCUGCAUCUGCAGGCCAUGGAGGGCAACCUCCAGGGACAGAGCCGCGAGGCCUUGCUGGACAGCCCCGACUCCGGGCUGCCGCCCAGCCCCAGCCCCAGUCCGCCCUUCUAUGCCUCAGAGCCCCCUGGACCUAGUGAGGCCGGCGCGGCAUCCCCUGCGCUCAGGAUGAGGCCCCAUAUGCUGCCUGUGUUCUUUGGGGAGAGCAUCCAGGUGACCCCAGCACCCACGCAGGAGAUCCGCUGCAACUCUGAGAUCAAGUAUGACUCUGAGAAGUACUUCCGGGACAAGAUCUUCUACGCGCCAGUGCCCACGGUCACGGGCUACAGCGAGACGAUUGUGGCAGCACCCAACUGCACGUGGCGCAGCUACCGCAGCCAGCUGACCCUGGAGCCGCGCCCACGCGCCCUGCACUUCCACAGCACAGCCAUCGUCUUCCCCAAGUGUGCCAGGAGCACCUUCCGGACCACCGUGCACUGCAGCCUGGGCCGGCCCAGCCGCUGGUUCACCUCCAGUGUGCGGCUGCAGAGCGGUGGGGGCCCCGUGCCUGGCCCCACAGCGCUCUGAUGGGCGGGUGCCCCGGGAAGGGCCGGCGCCUGGGCAGGAAGGAGGCGGCGGCCAGCUGGCUUGGGACCAGCUGUUCCUGGCCGCCUGCCCUGGCCCCCAUGCCCAGUUGCAGUGGAGGGCCCAAUCAAUGCCUCCAUUCUAUUAGGGCCAGGCAGCCUGGGGAGAGGAGGAGCAAGCUUGGGGCUCUGGGGGUGGGGACACUCCAGCUCCGGCUGGUGCACAUGGGGCCCAGACUGGAACUGGUCAUGCCGAAGAGACAGCCCGGAGCCUCUGCUGUCCCCAGGGUCCCUGGAAGGCGGCCUCCCCUUUGGGGUAUACAUCCCUGACCAGUACCUGCCAUGAAGUGCCUUUGGGGCUGGGACUGUUAGCUGUAAACCCUUGAGCCAGGUGCCAAGGGG